ACACACUGCGCUGUCAUGCCUCCUGUGACUUUUGACAAAUAUGGGCAUGUCGGCAUGCUCGCUUGUGCAUGCGUGUCUAAAAACAGACUCAAAUGUGACACACUCUUCUUCUCGCUUGACCGGUCCACCGUUUGUCCUCUGGACCUCCAGCUGCGCAACGUCCUCGCGUCCGCGGUGUCCCGAUCUCGGCGGUGUUCCGGUCUCCGCGGUGUCCCGGUCUCCGUGCUGUGUCGUGGUCUCCACAAGGUGGUCAUGGAGAGUCUGGAGAAGCAGCUGAUCUGUCCCAUUUGUUUGGAGAUGUUCUCCAAGCCCGUUGUCAUCUUACCGUGUCAACACAACCUCUGUCGCAAGUGUGCCAACGACGUCUUCCAGGCAGCCAACCCCUACCUGAGCUCCAGAGGUGGAUCCACGGCGCCAUGUGGCGGCCGCUUCCGCUGCCCGUCGUGCCGUCACGAGGUUCUGCUGGAUCGCCACGGCGUCUACGGACUGCAGAGGAACCUGCUGGUGGAGAACAUCAUCGACAUGUACAAACAAGGAAGCGGCAGCAAGGCGACGUCACUUCCUGAUGUGGGGGGGGAGCAUCCGGUGUGCGAGCAUCACGAGAAGGAGAAGAUCAACAUCUACUGCCUGAGCUGCGGCGUUCCCACUUGUUCCCUCUGCAAGGUGUUUGGCGUCCACAAAGACUGCCAGGUGGCGCUACUCGACGUCACCUUCGCCAAACAGAAGGCGGAGCUGAGCGAGUGCAUCUCGCUGCUGGUGGUCGCCAACGAGCGGAUUCAGGCCGUCACGAGUCAGCUGGACGACGCCCGCAGAGCGGUGGACGACAACGGUCGCCGGCAAAAGUCCAAGGUGUGCGAGUCGUUCGACCAUCUGUUCGCCGUGCUGGAGGAGCGAAAAGGCGAGCUGAACGCCCGCAUCGGCGCCGAGCAGCAGGAGAAACUGGACUACUUGGCGGGACUCAGGAUGAAGUACGGCCAACACCUGGAGAACGCCGCCGAGCUCCUGGAGAACGCCAUCCGCGCCAUGGACCGGGCCGAGAUGGCCGCCUUCCUGCAGGACAGCAAGCCGCUGCUGCAAAAGAUGGCGGCGGGAAGCGACACGUCAAAACUGGAAAAAGUUCAGUUGGGAUAUGAGAAGAUGGAGCACUUUUGCGCCAACUUUGAGCGCCAGAAGAAGGCGCUGAUGGCCGUCAAUUUCGUCAAGAUGGUUGAUGCCAACGAUGCCAACGAAGACGACACAUCCGUGGAGGUGAGUGGUUCCAAAGUGAGCGGAGCGACGCCAGCACCCUCAGCCAAUCAUCCGCCUGCUUUUCUUUCAUACUUGGAGGCCCCGCCCCCUCUGACCGUACACACCAAAACUCCUCCUCCAGAAAACCGGGCCACGCCCCCUCCUACCCCAACCAAUGCUAACUCCGCCCCUCAGGCGGCGUCUGAGCAAGUCGCCGACGAUGACGACGCAAACAGACACGUUUUCUCCUUCAGCUGGCUCAAUCACAAGUGACCUCCUCCUCCUCCUCCUGCACCUCCUCCUCCUCUUCCCGGCCAUCCUGCUUGUCACCAAUUGUGUUUGGAAGUGAACACAAUCAAUCACCGCUGGAAAACUUUUCUGCUCAUUUUAUUCUUUAAUUGGACAUAAAGAAGUGACAUUCAACACUC
Molecule: messenger RNA, 1655 nt
Organism: Phyllopteryx taeniolatus (common seadragon)
Lineage: Eukaryota; Metazoa; Chordata; Actinopteri; Syngnathiformes; Syngnathidae
Product: E3 ubiquitin-protein ligase TRIM63-like
Exons: 9
Coding region: 16-1500 (494 amino acids)
Molecular function (GO): zinc ion binding
Source: RefSeq, a predicted model, not a curated record